AUUUGUAUUUGUUUUCACAGGGUGUUAUAUUUGAAUGCAGGCAAACUGUGAUCAUGGCACAGCUUCAAUGUAUCAGAAACACUAUACAAGCAAGUCACAAACUUGCAAGACAAACCCCUUUCGUAUUUGCAUGCAGGGGUAAUGCAUCUUAUGAAGUACUUGUAGCAGGUGGGGGUACAGGGGGGAUUUCUAGUGGGGCACGACUGGCGAAUAAACUUGGUAAAGGAAAAGUUGCAAUCGUGGAACCUGCUGAUAACCACUACUACCAACCACUAUGGACACUAGUGGGCGCUGGGGCGAAACCAAUGUCAAGUUCACAAAAAUCCAUGAAAGAUGUUAUUCCACCGAAAGCUACUUGGAUUAAAGACUCAAUCCAACAGUUUGAUCCAGAGAAUAAUCAAGUCAUAUUAGGAAAUGGAGAAAAAGUAUCAUACAAAUACUUGGUGGUAGCUUUGGGAAUAAAACUACAGUUUGACAGGAUCAAAGGUCUUCCAGAGGCGUUUGACACACCUGGUGUAUGCAGUAACUACUCUGCACAAACAGUAGGCAAGACAUUAGAGGCUUUGCAAGAUUUCACAGAAGGCAAUGCUAUCUUUACAUUUCCUACCCCACCCUUAAAAUGUCCAGGGGCACCCCAGAAAAUAAUGUACCUUGCCGAUGAAUAUUUAAGAAAGCACGGAAAGCGUGACAAAGCUACAGUUAUGUUCAACAGUGCUGGGCCUUCAAUAUUUGCUGUGAAGAAAUAUGCAGAAUCUUUAUCUAAGGUGGUGGCUUCAAAAGAUAUCGUCACAAACUUUGGUCUCAACCUUGUAGAAGUAAAACCUGAAACAAAGGAAGCGAUCUUUCAAAAAGUUGCCAAUCCAGAAGAACUUGUUACUUACAAAUAUGAAAUGCUACACGUGUCGCCUCCUAUGUCACCCCAUGAAGUUGUUAAAACCUCAGGACUGGCAGACGCUGCUGGUUUCGUAGAGGUAAAUAAAGAGACCAUGCAACACGUGAGGUAUCCUAAUGUAUUCUCUUUGGGCGACUGCAGCAGUGUUCCUACUUCAAAAACAGCAGCCGCAGUUGCAAGCCAGAAUGCAAUUCUGUCAAAGAAUCUGCUUAGUGUGAUGUCUGGUGGUCAGUGCACUCCUUUAUAUGAUGGAUACACAUCAUGUCCUCUUAUAACCGGUUACAGCAAGUGUAUACUGGCUGAGUUUGACUUUGAUCUCGCCCCAUUGGAAACCUUUCCCCUUGACCAGGGCAAGCAAAGGAGAAGCAUGUACCACAUGAAAGCUGAUGUUAUGCCAGCUAUAUAUUGGGACAUGAUGCUAAAGGGCAGAUGGAGUGGUCCGAAACAGUUUAGAAAAGCAAUGCAUCUUGGCAUGUCCCGAUAAAGUGAUAAAUCCAAAUAUAUUUUUUUUACCAUAUGCGGCGGCAAUCACUUAUUUCGUUCAAGCCAUUUAACCUUUGCAUUUUUUUGUUAUUGAGCAUCCAAUUAAAGAUGCUGUAAUAGUGUGCUAAGCAUGUUAACACCCCAUAGCUCAAACGUGUACAUUUGCCAAUAGCUUAAUCGGGUACAUUUCUGUUAGUUUACAAUUCCAUGCACUUGGUAAUAAAUGUACAUUCAAUUUUAAACGCACUAAAAUCUGUUGGGCUGUUAUAUUAAUCCCUGAUCAAAUAAACUAAUGAAGAAUGUGCUAAUAGAAUUGUAAUAAUAUAAAAAAAAAGAUUAAACCUUAUUAAAACGAAGUAUCAAAUAAGUUUGGUGCAUAUACUUUAAAACUAACACAUUUUCUAGUAAAUUUUUUUUGCAUGUUAAUAAAUGAAAUUGUGCCUUACUGCAAA
Molecule: messenger RNA, 1827 nt
Organism: Ciona intestinalis (vase tunicate)
Lineage: Eukaryota; Metazoa; Chordata; Ascidiacea; Phlebobranchia; Cionidae
Source: RefSeq, a predicted model, not a curated record